AUGAGAAGGCUGCAGGUCUGGAGGGAGCUUAGCAGUUCUUGGUGGGAGGGAAGCUCCAAGCAAAAUUUCAGGAACAUGAUUGAAGAGAACAGGAACAGCAGUGACUCCUCUGCCUUCACUCACACCAACACCACGAGUGCCAUCCUGAUUGCUGCCUACUCAGUUGCCUUUGCUGGGGGUGGAAUUGGGUCCAUCACAAUGUCAUUCGUGCUGGUCAAGAUGAACACUCUGUCUGUGACCACCACAGCCAUCAUUAACCUGGUCAUCGUGCACAGCAUCCUCCUCUUCACGGUGCCCUUCCGCCUGCACUACUACGUCAACAAGAAGUGGGUAUUCAAGAUGACACUUUGCAAAGUAGUGAGUGCAAUGGUGCACAUCCACAUGUACCUGACCUUCCUGUUCUAUGUGAUCACGCUGGUGAUCCGGUGGCUCAUCUUCUUCCAAUGGAAGGACAAGGUGGAGUUUUACAGGAAGCUGCACGCCAUUGCGGCGAGUGCUGCCGUGUGGGUCUUUGUCAUGGUUUUCGUGGUGCCGGUCCUGUGCUUUGAGUACGGACGCUCAGGCUCAUACAAUGAAACAAUAUGCUUCAAGUUCCACAGAGAGCUACAGCAGGGGAGCGUGAAGGCCCUCAACUACGCCAUUAUCGUAACUGUCGCUUGCAUCACCUGCAUCCUCUUGGCUUUGCAGAUUUUCAUCCUGGUAAAAGUGUCGAGAAGACUUUCCACCUCCCUCUGGUCACACCAAGAGUUCUGGGCCCAAGUCAAAAACCUGAUUUUCAUCUGCGUCAUCAUCAUCUGCUUCCUCCCCUAUCACCUCUUCAGGGCCUACUACAUACAGCACAUGAGUGAUUUUGACCAGUUAGAAAGCUACAAUGAAGUUUUCCUGAGCCUGACUGCCCUCAGCUGCCUGGACCUGCUCUUCUUCGUGCUGAGUGGAAGCCGCCUCUUCAAGCAAAAGGUGGUCAUGCUCCUCAGCAGGCUGCCUUGCUGCUAGCAUCCACCUCCUGCAGGGAGCCUGGUGUUUGACAGGCACGGCAAACCCCUCCUGACCGUGUCAGGUUGGGCCCUGGAAACAGAGCAACACGCUCAUGAAGGGCUCUAUGCACUUGCCUCCUGAAAUCAUGGGGUGAACUGCCUCUAGUGCCUUAGCUGGAAGGUUACCUCUGGGAUGUCCUCAUGGUGCUACCUGGUCAGUUGUGGAUGCUCCUGGAGGAGAGGGAGGAAAGGGCAUGGGCUCUUCUGUUGUAAUGCUUUUACAUCCAGGUUUGCAAAGUCAAAGGCACUAGGAGGAGACUGAAGAAGAUCUGCAAAGUAUGUAGAAACACAAAUAGAAAGGCAAGGGUUUAUGGAAUAAAGUGCAGUUCUUGAAACAUAAAGAUCGAUAUCAUUUUCCAUAUAUAUUUUUCUUCUUUAUUCUCCUCAAGCUCUCAUAAAAUACCAGGGAAGGUGCUAUUCCUCCUGAGCAAGUCUCUUCCUUCGCUGUACAGGCAAGCGUAACUUUCUAAGUGAAUUAUUUAAAAGAAACCAGCAAUAAACAGUAAAUUCUUAAAAUAUUUCCUCAAAAUCACC
Molecule: messenger RNA, 1568 nt
Organism: Neopsephotus bourkii (Bourke's parrot)
Lineage: Eukaryota; Metazoa; Chordata; Aves; Psittaciformes; Psittacidae
Product: probable G-protein coupled receptor 141
Exons: 2
Coding region: 1-993 (330 amino acids)
Biological process (GO): G protein-coupled receptor signaling pathway
Cellular component (GO): membrane
Molecular function (GO): oxysterol binding; G protein-coupled receptor activity
Source: RefSeq, a predicted model, not a curated record